Serpula lacrymans var. lacrymans S7.9 is the source of this 654-nucleotide messenger RNA. RefSeq lists its product as uncharacterized. The annotation marks the transcript as partial. NCBI's taxonomy places the organism in Eukaryota, Fungi, Basidiomycota, Agaricomycetes, Boletales, Serpulaceae. The transcript is spliced from 5 exons. Gene Ontology annotation, molecular function: monooxygenase activity; iron ion binding; oxidoreductase activity, acting on paired donors, with incorporation or reduction of molecular oxygen. The record is from RefSeq and is a predicted model, not a curated record.
GAACGAUUGAGGCGUCAUCGGCGGAUCUACCACCAGGAAUUUCGUGCAGAAGCAAUAACUCCUUACCACCAACUAUUCCGUCGCAAGGCGCAUGAACUGCUAUGCAAUUUACUUUACUUGAAACUUCCAAUGAAUACCACCAGCAUUGCGAAGCGUCAGAAUUUAUACGUUCUGACAAUAGCACGGACGGCUCAGACCCAUUUGUAACUCUCAUUAGUGAUGCAAUGCGGUUGAUUGUCCAGUCUGCAUCCUCUGAACGGGCUGCCUUAGUGGCUGCCAUACCCAUAUUGUUAAUGCAGUAGCGCGCAUUCCUCCGUGGUUCCCUGGCGCAGGUUUUAUACGUCGUGCCCAGCGGUCCCAGAAGCUCGCUCGUGAGAUGCAGGACAGUCCGUUUGCCUUGUCGGAGUCAUUUUUAGUCGCAGGGGACGGUGAUAUCGCUUGCUUAGUUCAUAAUCAAAUGAAAAGGAUGAAGGAGAGAGGUAUUCUGGUCGGGGAGGAAUCUGUUAUCAAAGAGGUCUCAUCCACGACCUUUGCAGGUGGAGUUGAAACCACUGCUUCGAAAUUACUGAUGUUUUUGCUCGCUAUGGCACUCAAUCCUACAAUUCAAGUUCGCGCUCAAGCAGAGAUUGAUAGCAUUAUCGGUAGUGAGACGUU